Molecule: messenger RNA, 408 nt
Organism: Dicrocoelium dendriticum
Lineage: Eukaryota; Metazoa; Platyhelminthes; Trematoda; Plagiorchiida; Dicrocoeliidae
Source: the annotation of a GenBank genome assembly
AUGGCUCGGUUAUGUGUUCCGUUUACAAGGAAACCACAUGGGAUGGACUGUAUGAAAACUACAAGAGCUUCAAGUCAGCCCAGUACAAGGGUAGUCUUGUCAAGACACUGUUUACUCGAGCCCGUAGAACAUGCAGUGCCGACUGUGUGGGAUCGGAAUUGUUGUUCAUCACACAAACACUGCUGCCCAAUGGAGAUCCGGGAGCAUUUAUUAGAUUCCACGGUCACCCGAAAGAAAGCAAACCAAGAGUAUUUACCUUGCCCAGCAUAUCUGUCUACCUACAGUACGGUGAAGAGAAAUGCGGUGACGACGCAACAUGAGCGACAAGUGAAGACAGCUGUUCUCUGUACAUUCAAAGCCGCGAAACUCUGUCCUAUUAGGACGGCCAAAAAACUUCCCAUCCCACCA